This is a messenger RNA of Paramacrobiotus metropolitanus, 1695 nucleotides long. RefSeq names its product acrosin-like. Gene Ontology annotation, molecular function: serine-type endopeptidase activity. The record is from RefSeq and is a predicted model, not a curated record. NCBI's taxonomy places the organism in Eukaryota, Metazoa, Tardigrada, Eutardigrada, Parachela, Macrobiotidae. The transcript has 10 exons. Bases 162 to 1565 code for a protein of 467 amino acids. Gene Ontology annotation, biological process: proteolysis.
CAUCCCGGUUUUGCGAGAGCAGUGGUCAGUUACGUAAUUAAUCACAUCUAUUAACGUGCGGUCCUAAUUCUGUGGUUGAAAUUCGUCGAACCUUAUAACAAAUUUAAGAUUUUUAACUGUUGGGUGGGCAUAUAUAUUCUGCGUUUACCGGAAAUAUAGAUAUGUUCAACAAUGGCUUACUUCUGUUUGUUGGAUUUGGAAUUAUUUUCCAGCAGCAUCUUUGCGAUGGAAUGGACAUUUCAGAAAUACCACAGCCCGACGGUUUCAUAAUUACAACUUUCUCCAACAUUGCCGAUACUGGAACAUUUCAAUCUCAUCCGGGUUUUCCUUCCGCUCCCUAUCAAGCCGGACAAAACACUCGUUUCAUAAUCGCCGCGGCGGAAGGUCAACUGGUGAAACUGACGAUCGACGUUACCCAAGCCAGUCAAUUCUUCAUUCGCAGAUAUGACUUUGCCGUAAUGUUGGACGGAUUGUACGCAACGAGAAUGGACACUCCGUGCAACGUGUCCAGUUAUAGGGCAUUAGGUUUAAAGGACUUGGAUUAUCAAUCGGUGGUUAUGGCCGAAAUUAGCAACGCCCGGACAUAUACCAGCAUCACCAACAUUCUGGUGGUGGAUUUCUGUGUUAACAACUUCACGGCUGACGUGGACGCAAUGAAGGGCUUCCAAGCCAGCUGGCAGUUGGUGCAGCCCACCGCAAUUCGGGGCGUCACACCUGCCGGGGAUAAAUGCGGACAGCCGCUAGUGUCGCCGGCGGCCCAACGGCAAAAUACAGUGCGCAUCGUUGGCGGUGUGCCGGCGGUGUCGAAGAGCUGGCCCUCCAUCGGUGCACUGGUAUAUCAGGGGAAGCAACAGUUUUGCGCCGGUACUAUCCUCAGUAAUCAAUGGGUCGUCACUGCCGGACAUUGUGUGAUAUUUGAUAAUGCUACCUUUGCUUCGUCGGUACAGUUUUUCUACGGAAGUCAAAAUAACAACCUUUCGCUUUCGCAAUCAGUGCCCAUCGCCUACAUCGCCCAACAUGAAAGAUAUAAUGUUCCUUCCAGUGGAUUACCGGCUUUUGAUGUCGCCAUUAUCAAAUUGGCACGUCCCAUCACGUUUAGCGAUUCCGUCCAGCCAAUGUGCCUGCCGUCCAGUGCGGCCAACGCCACCAAGACACCGAUUACCGGAAGUAAUAAUCGACCGAUCACCUACGUUGCGGGAUACGGUCUCCUCAGUGAAACGCAGAAAGCGUUUCCUAACGCUAACCAACCUGGGUCAGGAAGCAACAGUCUGAUGCAGACUACCGUUGAAUUAUACAGCAACGUGGCGGAUUGUAAGGCUGCUUAUCCUACUCUCCCAAGCACGGCGAUUUGCGCAGGGAUCAAAGCAGGUGGUCAAGAUGCCUGCCAAGGUGAUUCGGGAGGUCCAUUAAUUCUGCAGCUGAUGGACCAGUCCUAUGUUCUGAUAGGAGUCGUAUCUGCUGGAACUGGAUGUGCACGAGCACAGUAUCCCGGCGUUUACACGGACGUAUUCGCCAUGAUACCAUGGAUUAAAAGUAAAAUAGGAUGGACUUCGACAGCGGGUUAAGAUGGAGUGUCCCUGCAUUUCCGGUUGGUGAUUUUUGAUUUCCAUGUGAUUUUUGUGCUGUCAAUAAGGAGUUAUCUGAGGCGAACUUUCUGUACGAAAUAGUGCCGGUUAAAUGUGUUUCGGUAAAAGA